This is a messenger RNA of Anthonomus grandis grandis, 768 nucleotides long. RefSeq names its product Friend leukemia integration 1 transcription factor-like. NCBI's taxonomy places the organism in Eukaryota, Metazoa, Arthropoda, Insecta, Coleoptera, Curculionidae. Gene Ontology annotation, molecular function: DNA-binding transcription factor activity, RNA polymerase II-specific; sequence-specific DNA binding. The record is from RefSeq and is a predicted model, not a curated record. Bases 56 to 727 code for a protein of 223 amino acids. The transcript is spliced from 3 exons. Gene Ontology annotation, cellular component: nucleus. Gene Ontology annotation, biological process: cell differentiation; regulation of transcription by RNA polymerase II.
UUAAAUGGUGGUUUUGUUAUGUGAUAGACACUAUGUUAACUGAAUAGUGGCAGCCAUGUGGCGGCUGCCGUCCAGAUUUUUACCAGCUGAGGAGUUUCUUAUACCGAGGAGAUUUUCCGCUGUUGCCGAAGAAUGUGUUUAUGAAAAAAUUGCCUCGACCAGUAUGAUUUGUCAUGCUACGCCCAGCGACUCUUAUCAGCUCAUAAACGCAGCUACUCAGCGAUUGGUAGCUCAGGGCAGCGGCCAGAUCCAACUGUGGCAGUUCCUGCUGGAGCUGCUUGGCGAUUCGUCAAAUGCCGGGUGCAUAGUGUGGGAAGGGGCGAACGGAGAGUUUAAGCUGACGGACCCGGACGAGGUGGCGCGAAGAUGGGGAGAAAGGAAGUCAAAGCCGAAUAUGAAUUAUGAUAAACUAAGCAGAGCUUUAAGAUAUUACUAUGACAAAAACAUAAUGUCCAAAAUCCAUGGAAAACGUUAUGCGUACAAAUUCGAUUUCCACGGUCUAAUGAUGGCUUGUCAGUCGCAAGUACAAGUGCCAGGCGAAUUGGCUCACUACAAAUACCAAGGACACCAAAGUGGGUUUACCGUGGCUAUGUUUUCGGCAAACCACGGCCAUAAUGGUAAGAUGCCAUCGAUGUUGCCCACGAUCACUCAGCAACAGCGGAUUUUCCAUUCGGCUUCCUAUUGGACUUGUUCUUCCGGAUGUCUUGGUCCCUGUGAACACUUUUAAUUAUUUAUUUCAUAGAAGCGUAAAAGUUAAAUAAAUAUGGA